Messenger RNA from Symbiodinium necroappetens, 1554 nucleotides. Lineage: Eukaryota; Dinophyceae; Suessiales; Symbiodiniaceae. The record is from the annotation of a GenBank genome assembly.
AUGACGCUGGAAUGGGCCAUCGAACACGGCAUGCUGGUGGCUUUACACGCCGAGCAGCAGCCACAGAACCCGGCGGUGAUCACGCAGUAUGGUGAACGCUCAUUUGCGGAGUUAAACGCUAACGCCAAUCGGUUGGUGCGGUUGUUGGCGCAGCACGGCAUUGGUCCCGGUGACUCUGUUGCCAUUGUCACCAAGAACCGACCUGAAUUUAUCGAAACCCUGGUUGCGACAACCCGCAGCGGCAUUCGCUUCACCCCGAUCAACUUUCAUUUAAAAGGCGAAGAGAUUGGUUACAUUGUGGACAACUGUGAAGCCAAAGCAUUUGUUGCGGAUGCCAGUUUAGGACAACCGGUUAUCGAAGCACCCAGCCACGCCUCCGGCGCGCACCUGCUGCUCAGUGUUGGCGGCGAGAUCGAAGGCUUCACCGAUUUUUCUGCCGCAAUUGCCAACCUAGAUGGCGACAACAUCGAGCAGCCCGAGCUUGGCUCACGCAUGUUGUACACCUCAGGCACUACCGGCCGGCCGAAAGGCGUGUACCGCAAAGCAAAGCUGUUGGAAGUACCGCAGUGGGGUGACACUCCAGCAGCCUACACACCAGGACAGGACCGCGGCCUGGUUACCGGACCAGGCUAUCACGCGGCACCUUUGCUCAUCGACAUCGUGCAACCGCUAUGGUCUGGCGUAGGCAUCGUUAUGAUGGACAAGUGGGAUGCUGAAGAAUGCCUGCGCUUGAUCGAAGAACACAAGAUCACCCAUACACAUAUGGUUGCUACCAUGUUUCACCGCAUGUUAGGUCUGCCGGAAGACACCCGGACAAAAUACGAUCUUUCGUCACUCAAGUUUCUCAUUCACGGCGCAGCACCCUGCCCUGUACAUAUCAAACACGCCAUGAUCGAUUGGUUUGGACCGAUCAUCUGGGAGUACUAUGCCGCGACAGAGGGUGGCGGCGGAUUCCUGGUGGGAUCUGAAGAGUGGUUGACUAAACCCGGCACAGUAGGUUGUCCUGGCCCUGAAUUUGAUAACAAAAUACUCGACGAUGACGGCAACCCCGUAGCCAUCGGCGAAAUCGGUACAAUCUAUAUGCGCGCGCCGGAAGUGUCCCAGGGCCGCUUUGAGUAUUACAAAGACAACAACAAAACCAGCAAGUCUUAUCGGGGUGAUUAUUUCACGCUUGGUGAUAUGGGCUAUUUUGACGAGGAUGGCUACCUGUUUCUCACCGGCCGCAGCGCGGAACUGAUUAUUUCCGGGGGUGUGAAUAUCUACCCUCAGGAAGUAGACAGCGAGAUUCACAAACACCCGGCCGUUGUUGAUGUCUGUACCAUCGGCGUACCCAAUGACGAAUGGGGCGAAGAAGUAAAAUCUGUGGUGCAACUGCACGAUGAUGUUGAACCCAGCCAGGCUUUAACCGAUGAAUUAAUCACCUGGGCUAGAGAGCGACUUGCUAACUUCAAGUGCCCGCGCAGCAUUGAUUACGUGAGCGAGUUACCUCGUUCUGCUGCAGGCAAAAUCCAGCGCCGUGUUGUGCGCGAACCCUAUUGGGAAAAUAAUUCGUAA